CGACCCUAGCUGUCUUUUUGUUCAUUAAUUAAUUUGUUGUUCUUGCCUUAUAUACUCUUUGGUUCUUGCAGUUCUUGUCAGUUCUUGUGAUUCUUAGUUUACCGUUACCGAAAUCUAAAAAUUUGAUAUUGAAGGAAGAUAAAUUUAUCAACAUUAUUACUUAUUAAUACCUCUUCAAAAUGUAUCUAAGAUAUUAUUUAAAUGAAAAUGGUGAACGACAAUACACUUUAGCGACGAUAGAUCCAAGUGGAAAACCAACUUUAUCAGCGCAUCCAGCACGUUUCUCCCCGGAAGAUAAAUAUUCUCGGCAAAGGAUAACUAUUAAGAAGAGAUUUGGUCUUCUGCUUACUCAACAACCGGAACCUAUUCAUUAGUUACAUAAUUCUUAGAAAUUAAAAAGCAUUUAUUUUUAAGAAGGUACUUUGUAAACAUGUGUUUAAUAUAGUAUUUUAAGUUCAA
This is a messenger RNA of Melitaea cinxia (Glanville fritillary), 459 nucleotides long. RefSeq names its product H/ACA ribonucleoprotein complex subunit 3 (gene Nop10). The record is from RefSeq and is a predicted model, not a curated record. NCBI's taxonomy places the organism in Eukaryota, Metazoa, Arthropoda, Insecta, Lepidoptera, Nymphalidae. Bases 180 to 374 code for a protein of 64 amino acids. Gene Ontology annotation, biological process: snRNA pseudouridine synthesis; positive regulation of telomerase RNA localization to Cajal body; rRNA pseudouridine synthesis. Gene Ontology annotation, cellular component: box H/ACA snoRNP complex; box H/ACA telomerase RNP complex. Gene Ontology annotation, molecular function: telomerase RNA binding; box H/ACA snoRNA binding. The transcript is spliced from 3 exons.